AUGGAAAAUCCAAAAAUGUAUUCAUCGGCAAAUGGAAUGCAAAAGAAAGAUGCAAAAGAAAUUCUUACGGAAUUUAAAAAUAAAUUAAAAUUAAAUGAUUGUAGGAGGAUACUGGAUGUCGGAUGCGGAUCUGGAGAAGUUUCUGCUCAAAUAAUUUUACCACUACUAUCAAAAGAUUUCAAAGAAUUAAUCGGAUUGGAUUUAUCCCUGAACAUGAUACAAUUUGCCGAAAAUAUAUAUUCUGAUAAAAAAAUAACUUUUAUACAAUAUGACAUUGCUCAAAAUACGGACAACGUACUCGAUGAAAUAACAGAAAAAAUACAAUUUUCAAAAUUGAAAAAAUUAAAACUAAAUAAAUAUUCGGAAGAAAAUAAUUCAAGUGCAACAAGAGGAAAUGGAAACAACAACGUAAUUGGAUCCAAUGAAAAUUUACAACAAUUUGAUAUAAUUUUUUCUUUUUAUUGUUUACAUUGGGUAUCCGAUCAAAGGUCAGCUUUUAAAAAUAUGUAUAACCUUCUUAAACCCGGGGGAGAAGUUUUACUCGCUUUUCUCGUCCAAUCUCCCAUUUUCACAUUAUACAGAGCUUUAUCAAAAACAAAAAUUUGGGAAAAUUACAUGCAGGACGUCGAAGAAUUCAUACCUUUUUAUCAAGAUUCAAUGUAUCCUGUUGAAAAUUUUAAGGAAAUAUUAAGUUCGUCUGGUUUUCUAACAGUAACACUGGAUUGUAAAGAAAAAAAUUAUGUUUUUGACAGUUACUCAUCGAUUAAAGAUGCAAUAUCGGCAGUGAAUCCUUUUUUAUCAAGGAUGCCAGCCUCACUUCGAGAAGAUUUUUUAAACGAAUGUUUAAACAAAGCAAAAAUUUUAAAAUUGGUCACACCAAACAAUAAUCAGUAUUCAGUGACUUACAAAUUAUUAAUAGCUCAUAUAAAAAAGCCAGAAUUUUAA
Molecule: messenger RNA, 945 nt
Organism: Pediculus humanus corporis (human body louse)
Lineage: Eukaryota; Metazoa; Arthropoda; Insecta; Psocodea; Pediculidae
Product: phosphoethanolamine N-methyltransferase, putative
Exons: 5
Coding region: 1-945 (314 amino acids)
Source: RefSeq, a predicted model, not a curated record